AUGUAAUUAGAGUAAAGAUUAUCUAAAAUUGAGAAAUUAACUGAGCAAUUAUUAGGAAGAAUCUGCGAGCUUGAGGAUUAAUAAGGAGAUUUGUAAGAUCAAAUUAAAAAAUUAAAAACAAAGGUAUUCAUUAACAUUAACAAAUAGAACUAACAAUUAGAAUAGGAAAUAGCAGGAUUAAAAAAUAGAACUGAAGAAAUUCAAGAAUCAUGGCUGUUUUAUUGCGAUAAAAGUAAGAUGAUGCAUCUUAAGUAAUAGAAAGACCAUUAAAUAAUAUUAAACAAACAUUGUAGAUUGAGUCUGAUAUAGUGAGGGAGUUCGAUUAUUAGAGUUGGGUUACCGAGGACAUCAUGUGGAGAUAAAUAAUAAAGAAUAUUUCAAGAGAAUAACAUAAGGAUAUAGAGAAACUAAAUGGAGCCCAAUUGAAAUAGUUGGCAAUGUAGAAAUUGAAAGAAAAUAUUGAUAACGAGGUGUUGUUUGUGUUACGAAAUGUUAAUAAAGAAAAUGAAAAAAUGAAUGAAUUGAUUGAGUUGUGUGCUAUAUUUACUCAAUUGUGGUAUGAGAUCGAAUUGGGAGGAGAGCAAUGUUAAGGCAGAUUGAUAUUGGUUAUAGAGAGUGAAGUUAAUCUGGAUAAAUUAGAAUUGACUAGACAAGAUAAUUCUAAAGUGAUUUUGCAAAUAGAAAAAUUAUAAAAUUGAAUUAUAUUGAUGAUGAC
Molecule: messenger RNA, 715 nt
Organism: Paramecium octaurelia
Lineage: Eukaryota; Ciliophora; Oligohymenophorea; Peniculida; Parameciidae
Source: the annotation of a GenBank genome assembly